CCUCUUUGUUUUGACACCUCGGCCGUAAAGGCAAAAUUUCGAAUCAAACUAACUAAAUUCAGGGAAACUUCAACAAUAUGUCUGUGCGUUACGACUGGUACCAGUCCGAGACCAAGGUGGUCAUCACUGUUCUGCUGAAGAACGCCACAGAGAAGAACUACGCUGUCAAGAUUGAGCCAAAGAAACUGCACAUGUCCGCCGAUGGAUACGAACUGGAGAUCCAACUGCUGCAUCCCGUUGUUGUGGACCGUUGCUCCCACAAGGCGUACCAGACCAAGGUCGAAAUAACUCUCGAAAAGGAAACGGGCGAACGCUGGGAGACCCUCGAGGAGAAGGCGGCACCCGUUGCAGUCGCCUUGCCCAAACUGCAGACCAAAAACUGGGACCAACUGGUCAGCGAGGAGGAAAAGAUUGAAGAAAAGGAGGCCAAAGGCGAAGCGGCUCUAAAUAAUCUUUUCAAGCGGAUUUACAGCACUUCCUCGCCCGAGGUGCAGAAGGCCAUGAACAAAUCUUUCUCCGAGUCUGGCGGCACUGUGCUUAGCACCAACUGGAACGAGGUGGGCAAGGAGAAGGUGAUUGUGCAGCCGCCCAAAGGAACCGAAUUCCGCGAAUGGGAGAAAUAGGCCAAAUCAAUGGCUAGUUAAACACACACACACACACCCACACAUUAAUUUAUAUGAGAGUUCAGAGACGCAACUAAAUACAUAUUUACCCAAAACAGCCAACAUGCGAUGGGCGUGUAGGGGAAACCCCCACAUUAACGAUAUUAACAUAACAUAACAACAAUUGUUUUAAAUAAAAUUAAUAGAAGCAUUGCA
Drosophila obscura is the source of this 818-nucleotide messenger RNA. RefSeq names its product protein SGT1 homolog (gene Sgt1). Gene Ontology annotation, molecular function: protein-folding chaperone binding. Lineage: Eukaryota; Metazoa; Arthropoda; Insecta; Diptera; Drosophilidae. The transcript has a single exon. The record is from RefSeq and is a predicted model, not a curated record. Gene Ontology annotation, biological process: protein stabilization. The coding region runs from base 78 to 623 and encodes 181 amino acids.